Chanos chanos (milkfish) is the source of this 2654-nucleotide messenger RNA. It is a transcript of the gene ptgfrna, whose product is annotated as prostaglandin F2 receptor inhibitor a. Gene Ontology annotation, cellular component: membrane. Bases 18 to 2654 code for a protein of 878 amino acids. The transcript is spliced from 9 exons. The record is from RefSeq and is a predicted model, not a curated record. Lineage: Eukaryota; Metazoa; Chordata; Actinopteri; Gonorynchiformes; Chanidae.
UACGCGCCCUCAAUAAAAUGGAAACACAAAAGUGGCAUUUUACCAUUUUUGUUCUGUCUCUAACGCUAGCUUUGUGUGAGGGAAGGGUGGUUAAGGUGGUGCCCGGACCACUGGUCCGUGUUGAGGGACAAGCCGUGUCCAUUCGCUGUGACGUAUCGAACUACGAGGGUCCCAGAGACCAGGACUUUGAGUGGUUACUGGUUCCGAGAGAAGGAAAUCCGAUCCAGCUCGUCUCGACGUUCGACUCCACGUACCCUGACAGAUCGGUGCUCGACCGCGUCAGGAGCGGAGACAUCGCAGUCAACAAGCUGGGUGAUGCCGCAGCAGAACUGAAAAUUCAAAAGGUGCGGGCGACAGACACUGGGACCUAUCGCUGCGUCACCCCUAGCACAGACUCUGUCGCCAGUGGAAACUAUGAAGCCGACGUGGAACUGAAAGUGAUUGGAGACAGCCUGAAAGUUGAACCAGUCCCCCCCAAGCCAGUGGUCUCUGAAGGGGAACCAUUACAGCUCCAGUGCAAUGCCACUCGGGCCUUUACAGAACACACCUUCCUGUCCGUUACCUGGUCCAUCCAGAAGAAGAGCGGCCCUUUGCAAGAAAUCUUGACUUUUGGGCCAGACGACGGCUUGACAGUGGGAAACAGCUCCAGGCAACGCUAUGGAGAUGGUGGACUCCGCCUGAACCUAGGAGAGCCUGGCUCCUACAGCUUGAUUUUGACUGGGGCACAGCCGACGGACCAGGGGGAAUAUGUGUGCACCGUUAGAGAGUGGGUAAGACAAGCGGGAGGAGGAAAAGGAUGGCAGAAAAUUCUGGAAAGAAGCGAGAAAAUGGGGAGCGUCACAAUCACACCUAUAGCCCAGUCUCUUGCGGUUGCCGUGGAGAAGAAAACAACCGUAAACGUGGAGGACACUCUCAAGCUUACCUGCUCUGUGGCUGCCGCCAACCUGGAGUCUCUAAGCCUGGAGGUCACAUGGUUGGUCAGGGCGGCCAACAGUUCGGCCGCCCCGCGGGUUCUGCUUCACAUGGGCCGUGACGGGCAGACGCAGAACGGGUCGGCCCUGGUGGGACUGAGCAGAGUCGGGCUGGGAGACUUCAGGCUGGUCGUACACAAAGUGGAACGUUCCGACUCUGGCCUUUACUCCUGCCAGGUGAAAAUUUGGCUCCCACAAGGCAGUGGGUCUUGGUACCAGGCAGCAGAAAAAACUUCCCAGCCUGUCCAAGUUACUGUUAUGCAACUAGAGCCGCAGUUUAAGGUGACUGUGAGUAAGCAUUUGACCCCUCAGGUCGAGGGUGACCCCACGGAGCUGAUAUGUCGGGUGAGUGAUCUUCUGCAUCUCCAAGAUGGACGUCUCGGCGUGACAUGGACUUUCACCAAGAACGUACCGGGAGAUGUGUCUCCAAGCCCGCUCACCGUCGGAUCUUUAAACGAGCACGGGUCACUGGUUCCGGGGAAGGAGUACCAGCAGCGCCUGGAGUCCGGUGACAUAGCCAUACUCCGGAGUGAAGAGCAAGUCUUCAGGCUACGAAUGAUCCACACACGGAAGGAAGACAUGGGGCACUACACCUGCGUCGUGUCGGCAUGGGGACGCACCCGCCAGGGCGGAUGGGCUCGGACCAAAGAGGUUCAGUCAAGCCCCACCAAUGUUUUCUGGACUCCAAAGACUCCUGUACUGAGUGUGGUGGCUCACCGUGUUAGAGAGGCCUCCACAGGUGGAUCCACCUUUGAGAUGAGUUGUCACGUUACGGCUCAGAAUCUGCAGAACCCGGGCUAUUCCGUUCUGAUCCGUUUUGCGGAGACCCAGGGCGGGCAUGCCCGAAAGGUUCUUUCCUUGAGCCCAGACUCGGUCCUACAGCUGGAGGAGUGGACUGAACCAAGCCGGAUCGACAGCGUCGUCCUGGAGAAGACGGGACAGCUGGAGUACCGGUUCCGUCUUUACGGGGUCCAAGUGUCGGACCGUGGACUGUACUACUGUGAUGUUACUGCCUGGACCCGCCACCAGAAUGACGACUGGGCCCGAGUUGUCAGUGCAGAAUCCAAUAAGAUAAACAUCGCUUUUGAAGACACAGGUCCAGUAUUCAAUGUGUCCAUUCACUCAGACAGGCACAGCGUUUUGCCUGGGGAAACAGCCAAAAUGGAAUGUAUCCUGACUGUGCAGGGCUCUACUCCUAAUACAGGUGACGUAGCGUAUGAGGUGCGGUGGUUUCAGAGUCCAGCGCGGGCGGUGGAGAACGGUGGUUCGGAGCCUCUGAUCAGUAUAGACAGAUGGGGAGUGGUGAGGAAAAGCGGAGGGAACGACAGCACAGACUGUAGCCUGGAGAGAGCGGACGGCAACAGCUUCGUCCUCCGCGUCCACCACGCCGGGGACGGGGACGCGGGCCAGUACUACUGCACGGCCACCCCCUGGCUCUUCUCGCCUUCCACCGGAGCCUGGACGAAAGGGCACGACCUCACCUCCACCACUGUCUUCCUCUCCAUCAAACUAGCACUGUGGGACUCUGUAAAGAUGCCUGUCCUCUACGGCGUAGUUGCAGCCGUGCUCAUCGGUCUGCUCUCGCUGCUCCUGGGCUUCAUUUCCGCUCGGUGCUGCUUCUCUCGGAAUCUGAUGCACACGCCACGUUCCCACAACAAACUCAUGGACCUGGAGAUGGACUGA